Molecule: messenger RNA, 1245 nt
Organism: Coffea arabica (coffee)
Lineage: Eukaryota; Viridiplantae; Streptophyta; Magnoliopsida; Gentianales; Rubiaceae
Source: RefSeq, a predicted model, not a curated record
AUGCCGAGAUUACUAAUCUCAAUUCCUGCUACAAGAAGAGUUCCUCUGGCGCUGCUUACCGCAGUGGCGUUAUAUUUCACAAGUAUUCCUCUGGACACAGCUUCCACAAAAACCAUGAAGGGCCAAAAAGAAGCAGAUGAUCGUGAUGUUGUUGCUUUAUUGGCGUUCAAGUCCAAAAUUCAGCAUGACCCUUAUGGAAUCAUGAACUCGUGGAAUGAUUCUCAUGGCUUGUGUAGAUGGGAGGGCAUACAAUGUGGUCGCAAGCACAAAAGAGUAACCAGCAUAAAUCUGAAAGACAAAGGCUUAGUGGGCUUCUUGUCACCUUUUCUGGGCAAUCUAAGCUUUCUUCGUGCAUUAAAUUUAACCAACAACACCUUUCAAGAUGAAAUUCCUGCCCAAUUCGGCCAGCUAUUCAGACUUCAGAUUCUGUCUUUGUCAUGCAACUCAAUAGAGGGUGAAAUUCCGGCAAAUCUAUCCCGGUGCUCCAGUCUUGUGCAACUUUCUCUGAGCUACAACAAGCUAGUUGGGAGAUUACCGCCGGCAUUUGGUUUUUUGCGUAAUCUUGAAACUCUUGCCAUUCUCACGAACGACCUAACAGGAGCUAUCCCUUCUUCCCUUGGAAAUCUUACUUCCCUGACUUCACUUGCUGUAGCAGAUAAUCAUUUGCUGCAUGGAAGUCUUCCUUCAGCAUUAGGCCUCAUGCUUCCUCAUCUUCGGUAUCUCUUGUUGGCUGAUAACCAAUUCACAGGAAUGCUUCCAGCCUCAAUAACAAAUGCCUCUGAUCUAACUACGAUUGACAUUGGAAACAACAGAUUCAAAGGCAAAAUAGCCUUUGAUUUUGGAGGCCUGCCCAAUCUCGUUGUCCUAUUUGCGCCAGAUAAUAAUUUUGGGAGUGGGGAACUGGAUGAAAUGCAUUUUCUUAGUACCAUGACAAACUGGAGCAAUUUGGUUGGUGUGGACUUGGGGUCCAACCAAUUAAAAGGGGUGUUGCCCAGCAACAUUGGUAACCUGUCUCAAUUCUUCCGUAUACUGUCACUGGGUGAUAAUCAUAUAUAUGGAGGGAUACCUUCAGUACUCGGUAAUCUCGUCAGCCUAUAUAAUUUAGUUCUAGAAGGUAAUCAGCUCACGGGCAGCAUCCCAAGUACGAUUGGUAAUCUUCAAAAGCUUCAGAUGCUAGCCCUUGAUUCCAAUAAAUUGUCAGGAAAAGUUCCUGACUCUUUAGGAAACCUCUCCAUUGAUGGAUAA